AUGGAGGAACACGCCAAGCGCCGGCACGCGGCGUGGCUUGCUCAGAAAGCCCGGGAAGCAAGCCAGGAAACGAACGCCACAGGGCACAACCCGGCCCAGGACGAAGGGCCGGGAACCAACCCCGGCGAAAACCAUUCCGACGAAAACCUCUCCAGCGAGCACCUCUAUCACAAACCACCCCGGUCCCAACCCCGAUUCCAACCUCGGUCCAUUGUACCAGUUCCUAACGCCUUGUACCAGACCCGAGCACAUGGAACGGACAGGGAAGCUGCCACAGGCGGUCUUGCCAAACGAGCGAAGACAGCGUCAGGAGAGGGCCCUUCAGCAGCCACAGGCCCUUCGGCAGCCACAGGCCCUUCAGCCACAGGCCCUUCGGCAGCCACAGGCCCUUCAGCCACAGGCCCUUCGGCAGCCACAGGCCCUUCAGCCACUGGCCCUUCAGCCACUGGCACAUCAGUGGAUAGCGGUUCGUCACCGGUCGUUAUUGGCCUGGCCAUCUUCACGCUGAAUGAAGUCUUGAUAAUUUGCUGCACAGUACUUCAAGUAGCUUCCUACGCAAAGGGCUGGGCGAGCGGAGGAUUGCAUGGGAACGAAGGAAGUGGAGAGACGGCGGAGUACAUGAGCGAUGGGGUGCGGCAGAGGGUUAAAAUGACGCCUAAAAAACGAGUUAGCGUGAGAGGGAUGGACCCUCGAGGCGCGGUCGAAGUGGAAGCGAGUGGUGCGGAGUCGGUGUUGGAGCUGCCUACAUUUGGGACAGUAGAUGAGUUUAGCUUCACAUUGGUUAGUUGGAAUCUGGAUGGUAUUUCUGAGGAAGGGUUGGCAGGUCGAACAUUAUAUUUUAUAGACCAAGUGCGUUCCCGAAAGCCAGCCGUGUGCCUAUUACAGGAGGUUGUGGAUCUGAGUUAUGAAAUCAUCAAGCGUUACCUCUCCGGUCCCUACCAUUUGAUAACACCGACUGCGCCACCGUUAGCGACAAAGUCUCCAAAGGCACAUGGAUACUACAACGUUAUCUUGCUGAGCAAGUAUCACUGGGAUCUGGUGGACGAGUCCGUGGCUUUGUUCUAUCCCCAGACACAGAUGGGACGGCACUUGCUGUUCCAAAGGGUGAGGGCUAAAGGGCUCACGACUGGCCAAGACCUAUAUACCUUCGGUAGCACACACCUUGAAAGCCUCAAGCCGUCCGCGGAAGAGCGAAUAAGUCAACAUAAACAAGUGUUCAAUUUCAUGAACAAUGAGCUUGAUGCCUAUGACCGGAGUGUGGGGACAAGCGCCAUUGUGGAGAGGUCGUACUCCGUAAUUGUUGGAGGGGACUUCAACGCCCGUGACUCGGAGCUGAAGCGAAUGCACUACGGCCAAGGCGACCAGGCCGCUCGGCGACCCAGCGAUGUCUGGGAGCUGCUGGGGUCGCAGAACGAGACCCGGUACACCUGGGACAUGCGACGAAACGACAACCUUGGGCCCUGUAACAAAGCGGCGCUCCGCUUCGACCGAGUCUACAUACAAAACGGAAAAAACGCUGCCUGCUAUCCCAACCAAAUGGCGCUAGUCGGGACCCAAAGGAUAGGGGACAUGGGACUCCCCGGUGGCAAGAGCCUCUUUUGCAGCGACCACUGGGGAGUAGCAGUCAACUUCCAGUGCACCCUCGGCCGCCAAUCCGCAGGCACCAAUGACGAGCAAAAAGUGGACAAUGAACACAGGUAA
Messenger RNA from Gregarina niphandrodes, 1701 nucleotides. Its product is annotated as endonuclease/exonuclease/phosphatase family protein. Gene Ontology annotation, cellular component: cytoplasm; PML body. The record is from RefSeq and is a predicted model, not a curated record. Gene Ontology annotation, biological process: double-strand break repair. Gene Ontology annotation, molecular function: single-stranded DNA binding; 5'-tyrosyl-DNA phosphodiesterase activity. The transcript has a single exon. The coding region runs from base 1 to 1701 and encodes 566 amino acids. NCBI's taxonomy places the organism in Eukaryota, Apicomplexa, Conoidasida, Eugregarinorida, Gregarinidae.